Ornithodoros turicata is the source of this 2415-nucleotide messenger RNA. RefSeq lists its product as uncharacterized. Bases 1 to 2415 code for a protein of 804 amino acids. NCBI's taxonomy places the organism in Eukaryota, Metazoa, Arthropoda, Arachnida, Ixodida, Argasidae. The record is from RefSeq and is a predicted model, not a curated record. The transcript is spliced from 3 exons.
AUGGAUGAUGCGAUCAUCUGCAUGACUGUGGUUCUACAGGCCAAGAUUGACAGUACAGGAUGUAACUCGCUGCGCCGGACUCACUACCAGAACGUGUUGGUGGCCGAGCUGGGUGGGGUCACAUCACUCACCUUAGGCAAACUGGCAUGCGAUAACCGUGCAGCAGGCGAGCGGCACAAGGACAUGAGCUUGUCUGAUGAAUCCCGCGAGUCUACAAUCAGCUCCAGCCCUUAUCUACAGCCCAUUGACCAUGAUUAUAUAUGCCACUUCGCUGGCGACAAUGUUUUGAGCAUUGGCCUGUGGGUCGUGGCUUUCAACAAGGAUCUCCGCCUGGGGUGCCACCAGGAUUUCAACCGUGAGUGCCUCAACCACCACGUCAUCCCUAAAGCCCUCCAAUCUCGACCUCUUGUCAACACACCCUAUGGCCGAAAGCUAGCCGUGGAUUUCAGCCGUAGCUGCCUGAAGGCCCGUAUCCAGGAGAACAAAGACAAACUGCGUGAUGCACGACGUCGGUUAUCUGAAGCCGAACGCACGCUUCAACGAAUCCUGCAGCCUUGUGACAUGCGGCAAGUCUUCCAAGCACGCAAGCAAGCGGAGACCAAGGAGAAAACCAAGUGUGCGGACGCCCAUGACCAGAAACUUUCUCGGAUCCUGCCCAAAAAACCGACCGUGUACACCUCCGACAACGUUUUCAAUCUGUCGUCGAAGCAACUCUCCGAUGGUCACCUCGGCCUUCUUUCGAGAGGCCUUGACUUUGCCCUGGCCCCCCGCGCAGUACCCAAGCGAGACAUCGUCGUAGAAAUUGAGGAUAAACUACGGCACCUAAAGGACACGACCGUGGUCAACCUGGCUCGUAGUCGCAUCGCUACUACGUUGACCAACUCUACGACGAUUCCAACGAACCUCACGCGGAAGGAACAUGCAGCACUACGCGAUCUCCGGUCAGACGACUCUAUCAUAAUCCUUCCGGCGGAUAAGGGGAAAGGCACCGUUGUACUGGACAAAGACCAUUACUACGCUAAAAUGCAGAGGAUUCUCGAUGAUGAUUCCCAUUUCAUCACGCUGCCGAAUGAUCCUACCCAGAAAUCUGAACGCCGUCUUGUCGAUCACCUCCGUGACCUCAAGAAAAAGGAACGCCUCGAUGAAGUGACGUAUCGAAGCCUGUUCUCGUCGGAUGGCUUAACACCCAGACUCUACGGCCUCCCCAAAAUUCACAAGCCUGAUUGCCCCUUACGACCCAUCGUUUCUUUUAUUGGAUCCCCAACAUAUAACCUGUCAAAACACCUUGUGGGUUUAAUCACCCCAGUCACCGGACGUAAUGGUCUGACACUGUCUAACUCCAAAGAGUUCGUUCGUUUGAUUCAAGAUCAAGUCUUCGAUGACAACGACAUCAUGGUCUCUUUUGAUGUUGUCUCCCUUUUCACUAACGUCCCCACAGCGUUAGCAGUAAAAGUGGCUGAAGCACGACUACGUGACGACAGUACCCUUCCCACACGUACGUCUCUCAGAGUGGAGGACAUUAUCAUCCUGCUACGCUUCUGUCUGAACCAAUCCCAUUUUUCGUUCCGGGGGCAGGUCUACCAUCAGAUUGAAGGUUGUCCUAUGGGCAGCCCGGUGUCCGUGACAAUGGCUAAUCUCGUCAUGGAAUAUGUUGAAGAAUCUGCCUUCCAACGAUUUACCCACAACAUCAAGUUCUACCGACGGUAUGUCGACGACACUUUCGUGAUCCUAAAUCGCAACCUCCUGGACGAAUUCCAUUCGACCCUGAACAGCAUUGAACCGUCCAUUCAGUUCACUUGCGAACUUGAACAGGAGAACCGGCUCCCCUUCCUGGACGUGUCCGUACGCAGACUCACCACCGGCCUGAUUCAAACUUCCGUCUACCGCAAGCCCUGUGAUACUGGUAAUUUCCUAAAUUUCGAAUCCUACCAUCCGAUUGAACACAAACGCAGUGUAGUGAGAACCCUGCUUCAACGCUGUGAAGAUUUCGCCUCGUGCCCGGAACAACGUACGUCCGAGGAGAUGAUAAUCAAGGAGUCACUCAUGAAACGAGGAUACCCGCUACGUUUCUUUGAGAAUACACGAAAACGCAUGCACGAACCCAGGACCCGAAGGAAAGACGAUUUCCGACACGGCAUCGUCACCAUCCCAUACGUCAAAGGUGUAUCAGAAUCCAUUCGGCGAGCCCUCCUCCCGUUAAAAAUCAAGACUGUAUUCAAGCCCUGCCUGAAACUUCGUUCACUGAUUUCUAAGCCAAAAGACCAUAUUCCCCCUGAGUCCCAGACGGGUGUUGUGUAUAAAGUACAGUGUCUCGGUUGCGAGGUGUCCUACAUUGGAGAGACGGGCCGCAAGCGCAGUACAAGACUAAAAGAGCACGAACGAGAUGUUCGCAACUCAUGUCUUGAGUCAACUUGA